UUACAUUUGUAUUUUCUGUUGUAUAUUUUUGAGUCAUUGUCAAAAAUUUUAAGAUUUUUAUUUUAAAAUUAUUUAAGUGACAAAAUUGUAUUUAUUUAACUGGAAAUGGAGAACAAAGAGGAGAAAGAGAAUACUAUUGCUGAAGACUUGGUUGUUACCAAGUAUAAAAUGGCUGGCAGUAUUGUCAAUCAAGUGUUAAAACAGUUAGUUGAUAAGUGUGUGGUAGGAGCUUCUGUUCGAGAAAUAUGCAUUUACGGGGAUAAACUACUCGUUGAGGAAACAGGCAAAGUUUUCAAACGUGAAAAAGAUAUCAAGAAAGGUAUUGCUUUUCCAACAUGUAUAUCAGUGAACAAUUGUAUCAGUCACUUCAGUCCCUUGUACAGUGAGCCAGAUUACAUAUUGAAACACAAUGAUGUAAUUAAAAUAGAUCUAGGCGCUCAUAUUAAUGGGUUCAUAGCAGUUGUAGGCCAUACUAUAGUUCUUGGUGCCUCUCAGACUAACAAGGUGAGUGGGAAAAUAGCCAAUGUCAUGAUGGCAGCACAUUACGCAUCUGAGGCUGCUCUGAGAUUGCUCAAAGCUGGGAAUGAGACGUACACAGUAACAAAAACAGUUCAGAAGAUAGCAGAAGCUUACCAGUGCAAACCUAUAGAAGACAUAUUGAGCUAUCAGUUGAAACAGUUCAACAUCGAUGGGGAGAAGACCAUCAUUCAAAACCCAAGCGAUAUUCACAAAAAAACAUAUGAAAAAUUUGAAUUUGCAGUACAUGAAGUGUAUGCUUUGGACGUUCUUAUCAGUUCAGGACAAGGGGAGGGUCGAGAGAUGGAUACUAGAGUCUCCAUAUACAAGAAAACCGAUGAGGCAUACCAGCUGAAACUGAAAGCUUCUCGUAUGUUCUACUCAGAAGUGAAUCGUAAGUAUGGAACUAUGCCUUUUAACCUGCGGAACUUUGAGGAGGAGAAGAAAGCCAAGAUGGGAGUGACAGAAUGUGUCAAUCACAAUCUCAUAGAGCCUUUCAAAGUACUCUUUGAGAAGGCCAAUGAAAUAGUUGCACAAUUCAAGUUCACAGUACUGCUGAUGGCCAAUGGUCCGCAUAGAAUAACUGGUCUACCUUUUGACAUGGGGCUUUAUGAGUCAGAACUGGCUAUCAACGAUCCUGAGCUGAAGAUACUACUAAGUUCAUCGGUUAAUCCGAAUGUCAUCAAGAAGAAGAAAAAGAAGAUAUGCAUACCUGAAAUGGAAGUACGGGAUGAUACAAAUAUUCAAUAGGCUGGGAGAAUAUAGUAUAAGCAUAACUCUAAUUAAAUGAAAAUUAAGGACAAAAAAGAAGAUAGAAAAUUGCUAUUGUAGACAUUGCUGGGGAACGACUGAAAGUUUUAAAUUUAAAUGUCUACACAAUUUUAUGGUUGUUAGAUGAAUCUUACUGAGUUAUAUUUAAGGUUAAGAAUGUUCUUGGCCCUGAGCCUUUUUAAACUUGUUAUGUUAUAUUUUUUAAUGUUCAAAAAAAUGUACUAAGAUCCUUCUCUUUAUAGUUCUAUUCAAGAGCAACAUUGUCUGAAUGUUAAAAGUUCGACUUUUAGUUGUAAAAUAUUCGGUUGAUGUUAUUUUUGUCAUUUAUAACAGCGUAGUGUUAUAAAAACAAUAAAUAUUUAAAUUU
Homalodisca vitripennis (glassy-winged sharpshooter) is the source of this 1654-nucleotide messenger RNA. RefSeq names its product proliferation-associated protein 2G4-like. Lineage: Eukaryota; Metazoa; Arthropoda; Insecta; Hemiptera; Cicadellidae. The transcript has a single exon. The record is from RefSeq and is a predicted model, not a curated record. The coding region runs from base 106 to 1266 and encodes 386 amino acids.